CCCCGCGGGCCGUGCGGGCGGCCGGAGGCGGGUCUCUGGUGAACACCUCCCCGCCCCCGGCCCGCCUCGGCGGCUCCGGCCUCCAGCGCCGUCGCGAAGCGGAGGACUUCGGCGGUUUUCCUGCAAUCUGGGGACUCUCCUCGGAGUAUAAAGCCAUCUGCAGGCACCCCUCCCCUGAGAGAAAAUGGCUGCAGUUCUCAUCAUCCAGGAUGGAGAACAAGAACCUGUGAUAGUAAAGGUGGAGGAGGAUAACUUUUUUGUACAAGAAAUUGACUUGCCGAAGAACAGCCAGUCCUGUCAGGAGGUCUUCGGCCAGUGUUUCAGGCAGUUCUGCUAUCAGGAGACAUCUGGGCCCCGCGAGGCGCUGAGCCGGCUCGGGGAGCUCUGCCGACGCUGGCUGCGGCCCGAGACGCACAGCAAGGAGCAGAUCGUGGAGCUGCUGGUGCUGGAGCAGUUCCUGACCAUCCUGCCGGGGGACCUGCAGGCCCGGGUGUGGGAGCAGCAUCCACUGAAUGGAGAUGAGGCUAUGUUGGAAGAGAGUCUGAUGAUCCGGGAUUUCAGGUGGGAAGAGGUGUUCUGUGGUGGCAACAAGCAGCAUCUACUGGUUAGGUUCAUAAGAAAGCAGUGAGGGCAGCUGUGAGCUUUUGUCCCCAUCGAUGCUUCAUUGUUUCUGUUGGUUCCUUUUUCUGUCUCAUCUCUCCUAAGCCUGUUGAGUCCUUUUUCCCUGUCCUGUUUCUCCCUGGGAAAUGUUUCCUAAGGUUUUAGUUCUAGUUCUCAACAGCAGCUUCUUCCCAAGCCCAAUGCUUCCUCCUUGUCUCCAGGGCACAUUCCAAGCAGAUGGACAGGAAGUGCUCUGGGAGGAGGUGAUGUCCCUGGGAGCCACACCCCAGUCACCAAGUUAUCAGCGCCAGCACAUGGAGACUCUGCUCAAGGAUGCCUCUCUGGAGCCCCUUCCCUACAAGAGAGAGGUGAAGAGGAAGAGGAGGAACCGAUCUGGGAAGAUGGGUUAGGGUAGCGGGCUCCUGCUUGGCUAAUCAAAGCCAUCCUUUACAGCUUAAUCAUGAAUGUGUCUAACCCUCACCCCAAAUCCUCGCUGGCUUAUCUACCUCUCUUUUUACAAAGUACAACCUUUAUUCUUGGCCUUUUAAAAAGGUUUUUAUUUUAUUUGCUUUUCACAUACCCAUCUUUGCUUUUUAUUAAAGCACUGAAUGAUCACAUCAUCCUGUUGCUUCUCCUUUAUGAUCUCCUUUACAGUGGCCGCCUCAGUGUCUUGCCCUACCCUCUAAGUUUUAUCAACCCAUCUGGGAUGAAGCCACCUUUAAAACCUUUCACGUUGACUGCAUUUCUCCUGUCUUCUUCCACAUUAAAUUCCCUCCUCUUUUCACGCUGGUCCCUUCCCCUACAUGUCACUCCAGUGUACAUUUGGUACCUUUUCCUUUCCACAUUCUCUACAUUAUCAGAUGUGCUUCCCAUUUACAAAGCUACCCCCCUCCUUACAUCCUGAUCCCCUUCACAGUCUGUCCAGAAAAUAGCAAUAAAGUGACCAGAACAGCCAAGAAAUCCGUCCUUUUCCAGUAUUUCGUUUGAGUUCAGGUGGAAUCUUCAUUUUAAUGAGUUCAGUGGGACAUUUAUCUCUCUCAGGCCAAAUUUCACUAAAACUGUAUUUUUCAAUUGUGUUCAUAAAGGAAUACUGAUCUUAGUUAAUAUAAGGUAAUUAUUGGUUUACACUGAAUCUGCAAGCAAUGUCCUCUUUGGGGGAAGAUUAAGACAAAGAAUUUUCUUUCCAAUCAAUAGAAUAAAUACACUUUUGCCUUUCCUCUAUAAUUGUAUUUGAAUGCAGUUUGAAGUACUCUUUAUACACUUAGACUUUUAACAAACUCUUUAAUAAUUUGUGCCCUUUUCGUGAUAAAGAUUGUUCCUGAUCCUACCUUAGUGACUAGGACAUAGGUUAUUUAUUCCAGAAUAUGUCUGUUUCACCUUUCCUCUCUAGCGCUUUCCUUCCUUAAUUGAGCUGAAGAGAUAUUGAUCGAUUGUUGGGGCAACAUGACUAAAAAAGAGAAAAAUGGUCCCUUGGGGUGUAAUAUUCUGUCAGUUCGAACAGAUGACAUUUCCGUUUUGUUUACUUCUAUAUAUGUCUAAAAUUUGCCAUAAUAAAAAGCUUAAAUAAAAGA
Messenger RNA from Leptonychotes weddellii (Weddell seal), 2171 nucleotides. The record is from RefSeq and is a predicted model, not a curated record. NCBI's taxonomy places the organism in Eukaryota, Metazoa, Chordata, Mammalia, Carnivora, Phocidae.